GGUUAGCUGGUUAGUUAGUUGACUCGCUAGCUGCUCCUGUAUGUUUGAGAGACCUGGAUACAUUAAACAUGGUCCUUAUUCAAGCCAAACAGUCGAGACAACACAGAAAUCUCCCCUGAAAGCAACAGAAAGUACCAGUGAUACUGUUCACCAGAAAUGUCAAGUUAACGAGGCGUCAGACUCGAUUUCAUUGUCUUGAUUUGUCGCAUCUGAUAUUUUCAUCCGUAAUUCAUUGUUUAGGCAGUGGAAGAGUGCCAGUGACAAAUCAGUCAGAAGCCACGGCGAUGUCUCCGGCUCGCUUAUAGUCGCAUGCGGCACUUUGAGUCGAUUUCUGGGGGUAAAAGCUCCAAAACCUUCAGCUCGUGUUUCUUGAAGUGGUUCAUGGUGGAUUCUGGACACCUGCCUCCAGAAUCUGCUGAUAUUUAGUGGGGUCCAUUCCUCCCCCCGGUUGUCUUCUGCCACUGGCUGCCCCCCCCCCCCAACGAAGAAUAAUCACAGAAUAUUUUAAGGACUGUUUGCUGCAGGAGUUGGAUUCGCUUCUUUCGCCUUCGAAAAUCGACCGAAUACCUCAUUCGCCCAGACUUUUGUGUACAGCUGCAUUUUCUCUGACUCGACACUUUCCAUUUACUUCCAAGGGAAACCAGCACCAAGUCACAUUUGAGAAGCUGGAACCAGAGAGUGUUUGGUGUUUUGGUUUGAUAAAUAAUAAAUGAUCAAAUUAGUCAAUGGUUCAUUGACCGCUGGUCAAUGAAUCGACUAAUUGUUGCAACUGUAGCUAAUAGGCAGUAUAAGAAAGCAGAUUCAUUUUACCACAUUAAAGUUUAAGAGUCACUUCUUCCCGUCAACAGCCACACAGGUGACAAAUUAAAGAAAAACCUGAGUGAGUGAGCGCAGAAACCUACAGAUCCGAGGAAUCACUCAUGACAGUCACUUACUGGGCUUUCACAGUCACCAGAUCCCAGCACAGCUCAACACCAGUCGGAGAUUUUCCACCACUAUCAUCCAAACAUCAAAUGAGGGAACAUCUUGUGGGCGACUCGCAGGAUCUGUCAUCACAUUCGAGUCACAGAACUGAUGGUUUUUUUCCGACCGCUGAAGAGCCCAGAAGCUCAGGUGAGGUGAGGAAGCGGCAUGGAUAAAGUGAGAAGGAUCCUGGUUUGCGUUUGUAAAGACCGAUCGGCUCCACAACGGGCUCAGUUUGUUCAGAGUAUAACGGGUCACUUCGUCGACGGUGGUGACGAUGAGGUGGAGGUGAACUGUUCUCUGGAGAAAAACCAGUUUGUUCUUUUCAGAGGAGACAAAGGACGGGGGAUCCCUCUGAAGAGGCCCGCCUUCUGUCCCAUCAAGAACCUGUCAGUCACACAGGCAGCUGCGAUCCCAUUGGACGUUCAGCAGCGUGGCGUGGACGUGGGCGUGGCCAUACUCCUGCAGACAGCCAAUCAGAGAGUGUUGCUGACACGCCGGGCGAAGGAGCUUCGUAUAUUUCCCAACGUCUGGGUCCCUCCAGGUGGCCACUUGGAGCCGGAUGAGACGCUGCUGGAUGCCGGCCUCAGGGAGUUAAAGGAGGAAACUGGACUGAAACUGGAACCAGAGGAAGUUUGUCCAGAAAUACUGGGACUGUGGGAGUCAGUGUAUCCUCCCAUGCUGUCCAGAGGACUGCCUCAGAGACAUCACAUAGUCGUCUACAUGCUGCUGCACUCCUCCCUCUCUCACCUGCAGCUACAGUCCUCUCUGAGCCCGUCUCCGGCAGAGGUCAGUGCAUGUCUGUGGGCCGACAGCCGGCUGGUCGGAGCCAUCGUGUCGGCCGUGGAUGGAUACGACGCUGAGGUUCAGCUGGAGGACCUGCCGAACAGCAUCAGUGUGUCGCAGGUGUCUGCAGACGGAGCUCUUAGUGACUUUACUCUGCCGAUGGCGAUGUUCGUCAGUCGGGUGCCGGCCAAUGGCCCGGACGUGGAGCGGGUCAGCACCGGGACCAAGUUUGCCCUGGAACUAUGGCUGAGGAGCCUGGAGACGCCUGACCCCUGACCUCGGAAGCCUGGCCCUCCUCACGGCCCCCGUAAUGUGGCGUUGUUUUCUCGGGAACCAGGGACUUUGGGAGUUUUAUCAGGGGAAUUUUUUGUCUCCAGUUAACAAUGUACACGUGGUGGAGGUUCAAUUGGAUGACUACAGUGUUUUUAGACUCAGUAUAUAUUAAGAUUUUACUAAUCUUAAGUAAAUGAAAGAAAUAUACAAAUAAAAAGGAUAUAUGUUUCUGCCAUCAGAAAUAUAUUCCUGGCAGUCUAGAGAGGGCUUCUGAAACAGCACUUAGACUGUGAUGUUGGGAAAUAAUGUACUGAAGAUAUGACUUCACAGUUGAAUGAAUAAAGUAUGAAAAUUCCAAAUA
Molecule: messenger RNA, 2383 nt
Organism: Xiphias gladius (swordfish)
Lineage: Eukaryota; Metazoa; Chordata; Actinopteri; Istiophoriformes; Xiphiidae
Gene: nudt17
Product: nudix (nucleoside diphosphate linked moiety X)-type motif 17
Exons: 9
Coding region: 1132-2025 (297 amino acids)
Biological process (GO): NADP+ catabolic process; NAD+ catabolic process
Cellular component (GO): cytosol
Molecular function (GO): NADH pyrophosphatase activity
Source: RefSeq, a predicted model, not a curated record